UGCGCUUGCGCUGCACGUAUUUCCGUGUUGUGACUUUCGUUGCUUUAAUAAAGGUUGCAAAGGGAUCGCAGCGCCUGUGGACGCCAAAAAAAAAGGAAGAAGCAGACAUCAAUCCAGAACUAUAUUUCAGCAGCAUCGCGGUUCCUUUUAUUAAGAGAGUUUGGUAGGCGGUUUGCGUGGGGUGUGUGUGUGUGGUCUAUCAGGAUCUGAAUUAUUUCGGUCGCAGGGCUUUCGAAGGGAAUUGGGUGAAAAUAAAAAAAGAACUGGAAUAUGGCAGGAUGAGCUGUGCCAUGUUCUUACUUGGCUUUUAGCUUUUAACCCUUUCUAGUGCUUGCCAGUGCAAAGCGGCUCCUGGCCAGACCCUGGAUGCAGCAGCCGGAUCGCUGCUGUGGUCUAUUGUGUCAAGUUUCUAUUCCUGAGAGGGUCAGUAUGAAUUACAGAGAAAUUAUGCAUCCAGUUGGCUGCAGUAACACUGGCUGCUGUGAGCCGGAGAAGGAGGUGACAUUCACUGCUGAUGACGUGAGCAGCAAUGACCACUUUGACUUGUGUUCUUCCCAACCGGACAAACUUUAUGGAAACAGCUAUAAGCCGAUGAGCUGCGUAAAACAAGAAUCGCUGGAGGAGCCAAAUUCACAAAUGGGUGUUGGAAGAAAUGCAGAAGCUCAGAAUGACCUGAAAAGAAGGAAAAACAUUUUUCGAGCAGGGAAACGAGGACGGCCAUCAGGGACGACGAAAGCUGCUGGGUACAGAACCAGUACAGGCCGACCUUUGGGAACAACAAAGGCAGCGGGUUUCAAGACCAGCCCAGGCAGACCUUUAGGAACUACCAAGGCAGCGGGAUACCGGGUCAGCCCAGGAAGGCCCCCAGUGUUUAACAGGCAAAGGCAAGACCGAAGGAAAACUCAACAACCAGAGAGUUAAGCAUUGUACUUUAACGCUUCUACAUAAUCACAAUUGGACAUGCAAAAGGUUUGAUUGACAACUAGGGUUGAUUGACAACUCCAUGAAUCGUUCCUAGAAAGGCAGGUUCUCACAUUUAUUAAACAUAUACUGCUGUAAUGGUAACACUGAUGUUUUCAUCUAAAGUAUUCCAUGAAUGCAUCUUUAAAGUUUAAUUACAUUAUUGUGACAUCCCUUGCAGCUGCCUAUUGUCACCAAUCUGUGAAUUGAAACAUUUUCUACGGUCAAGAACAUGCCUUGGACUGGUUUUAUAUAUCCAACAACUCUGUUUCCAAAUCAGAAAUCUGUGUUUUCUGUAUCAUAAUAAAACCAAUUUUUCCAGAAGUAUUUGCAGACAUUUCCUAACUAGACUUGUAAGAGAUCUGUAUCUGAAGGUGAUUUAAUAUUUAUAACUUAAAUUCUGAAAAUAUAUAAGGAAGCUUAGAGCAUUUAUCCGAGUAACAAAAACUCUUGCUCAAGUUUUGUAUUGGCAGAUAGGUAAUUUGUCGAUAACAUGGAUACUGUAUUUUCUGGACAUUAAUAGGUGUCUACCACCAGAUGCUGCUACAGUGCCGAAGAUCAUUAACUAUGAAGAAACUUUAGUUGUAUUUCUCACAAUUUGGAUAUAUGUUGACGAACGGCAUGCUUCAACUUUACUGUUACAUGUAAUGUAUAUACAACUGGCUCAUCAGAACACUUGUAUGUAAGGGACAUAUUUUGACCAGUAUAGUUACAUGAAAAACUGUUUCAUAUUUUGACAAAUACUUGUUAUAAAAGUUGGAAAGCAUGAUUAUUAUUAUUUUUUUUGUUUUGAAAGCUCUUUUAUUGGAGAAUUCCUUGAUAGUUUCAUGGCUAAAUGAAUAAAAUGUCUUUAAGGAGGCAAGUCCAAAAUGUCAUACUCUUUAUGACAUUAGUUCAUUUUGACAGAGGUGGCAGCAUGGGUGGGAUAUAGAGAUGUGGUUGCAUCUGGCUGUGACCUUCUGUACCUCUGCUUAACAAGCUGUUAAUCUGGUUAGGCAGCCUUCAGAUGGAUUAUUUUUUUAAAUAUUUAUUGAUCUAAAAAUUAAAAAUUUUAAAUUAAUUAAUUAAAUUCUAAUUAAAUCUGACCUCCAAGUUACUGGUCUGUAAGUAAUCAGACACUUGUCCUCUACUCCAGUGUUUGAAUAUUUCUUGAAUGGAAUUUAAAUAUAUAUUCACAAGAAAUGCAGUAACUUACAAUUUUCUCAUUUGAAAUGGUAUGUUUUUAAAUUUUUCAAAUUAUACCCUUGUAAUAAGCUAGACAUCUACAUUGUACUAGUUUAUUUUUGAGAAUCCUCUGAUUUCACCUCCGUCUGCACCCCUUUCCAAAAUUGAAAGAAAAAUUGUAAUCGUAACUUUCUCAUACAUUGUCACUUCAACUGCGUGUUGGUGAGUAAAAAUUUAUAGCUUUUAAUAAAAUAGUUGAUAGUUGCCUGAUAUGUUCACAGACAAUUUGAAUUCAGUUUUGCAUGUUUGCUUCUUUCUCACUUAGGAUCCUGAUGUUGACUGUUCUACAAAGGGAAAGUGCCAAGCUGAGGCCUUUAGCUAUCCUUUUUUGAGGGGGAAAACACACCUUUUGAGAGAGAGCUAAUACUGUUUGCUGUUGUGAACUAAUAGCUGGCACGAAAAGCUUUAUUAGCUGACCUCUCUGAGCAGAUGUCCAGCAUCUGUUUUCAGCCUGAUCAUACCAAACUACCAUCGAAAUUUCUAUUUUCUUGUUGUCUUUUUCCUUUGGAACUUGAACUGUAAUCAUUUUCUUUGCUUUCAAAACUGCUCACUAUUUUAAUUUUUGACUGGACUCUACUAGAUUUGAGUUAAUCUAUAUUUAUUUAUUCUUUUUCUACCCAGUCACCAUUUUCUUUUUGCAUCUUCACUGAAAUUGUUGGCGUGUAAUCUCUGGCACACCCAUUUUAUUUUCUCUAACUGUUAAAAUAUUUAAGGUUUCUGUGAGGAUCUGUAGCUUGCGUUGUUGUUGAAGUUGUUGGUUGUUCAGCUGAGCCGGUUGAUUUUUCUGCAAUCAUUUCGUGCCCCUGCAAGGUGACCUCAUCAGUGCUGUGUAGCCUCCAGAUGAAGCACUAUUGUCAUGAACUGCACAAAGUUUAUAUGGUUCUGUCUGUCAAGGUGGGUGGUUCUAUUUCCGGUUUUGUGCUGUAGUGGUCUGUAGGUGGGGUCCAUUCCUUAAUCAAUAGUCUCCUUGCCAGUUUCGAUGGUGCUUGCAAGCAUCAGUGAUACAAAAGGGGAGAGCAAUUUUUUCAGUCAUACUCUUUAUAAUAGCAAAGCCGACCAUUGUGCAACAAUUGUUAUGGUGUGUAAUACUUGUAUUUUGUUGUUUUGAAAGAACGAUUGGUAUUUCUUUCUACCGUGAGUCUACAUAGGUAUAAUUUGGAGCUUCUGAAACUUCUGUAUUAACUUUGUAAACUCCUCUAAAAACAUAAAAAUUGCAAAGAUCACAGAGUUCUUUUAAUUGGGGAUGUAAUUGAUUUUUAGCAGUUGCAUAAAAAAAGAGGCAUUUGCAAAGCUUGGGCAAAUAACAUAGAAAUUUGUAUUGGGUGUAAAAUGUAUGUUUACAUUACUGCCAAAGAUCAAUUUCACUUCCUGUCUGAGGAUAUUUUUGCACCAAUCACUUGGGAUGUAAGGCCAAUACAUUUUUAAAUUGCCAAUGUACGAGUUUUAAAAAGUCUAUUACCCAAAAUCCCAGGUGCACACAAGAAGCAGAGUUGUCUUACAGACUAAAUGUGCAAUAUCGAUUUGGCAUUUCAGAUAGUGACUAUUAUAAGAAAAGUGAUUAGGACAUCCUGCCCUAACAAAGAAGCCUAACUUAGAGUUGCCUGUCUCGAGUGACAUCUGGGAGCACUUGAGUUUCAUCCUAGAUAGUGUGACUUUGUGUCACAUGUGCUGUCAGGCAGAUGAAAAGUGACAACUGGUGUAAAAAGAUGGCUUGAAAAAGUAAGACAAGCUCGUAAUAGGUUGACCAAGAUCCGAUAUUGAUGAUGUAGGUUUUGUUUCCUUAUGUCGCAGUUUAUGCAAGAACAAUUCUCAAAAGGGUUAGUUAGACUGAGAUGGAAGUGAGCUUAGUUACACCAAGUUUUCCUGAGUCAUCUUAUUAAUAUAGUUAUGGUGCAGGUUCUGAUAUUGUAAUAUACAUUACAAUGCUGAGAUUGGAGACUAAAGAGAUUGGGACAAAUAAUUGCAUUUUUUUAAAAAACACCUGAACUAAUUUGUAGUCUUUGUCAAGACUGAAGAGGCAAAGGACUAAAGAGAUGAGCAAAACCUAAGGAUGCCCAAAGGGCUGGCUUGUCUGAGAAGGUAAGUACACAAUACUCAAUUUGAUGAAUAUUUAAGUGUCAAGUGAUGUUGUGUGAAGUACUUUGAGGUGGAAUAUUGGUGAAUUGUGGGGCAUAAAAGUUUGCUGAUUAGAAAAAAAUCUCCUGAUUUUACUUGAAUUCUUUGUUGGUUGGCUUAAAUCUGAUUUCCUUUGUUAUUGAUCCUCCUGCCAGUAAAAAAAAAAAGUUCCCUUCUCAUUCACUCUAUCAAAAUUGUUCUUCGUUUUGAACACCCCAGUUACAUCCCCGCAUAACCUUCAGCCCAUUUGUAUUACUAAAUAUGCUAUUCUAUGCUAUGUAGUAGUUUAAAAUGUCCUUAAAGCACAGCUGGGCUGUCUAUGAAGCAGCCACUGCCAAGAUAGUUCCCAUGGUCAUUGCCAAUAAAUAAAUCGAGAAAUUAUUGACAGUUUGGUUUCAUUCAGUUAGGAACCCUGCAAAUCUCAUUUUUGCAGUACCAUUGAAAGUGCAUCAAACUGUCAUUAGAGUGUAUCUAAGAAAGGUUCAGAUACCAAAGACACCUGUAGAUCAUCUUGAUGCGUGUGUGUGUGUGUGCGCGCGCGUGCGUGUGUGUGUGUGUAAGUUAGUUCACCAAAAAUCUGCUGUAGGGAACCAGCCAAUUCCGUCACAUGAAGACCCAGGUCAGAAAAUCUUGAUCUUGAGUAGAUGUCAUUCUCAGAGUGUCAGCUGACAAAGCUGGUUUUCCUUUUACCAAGAGGAAUAUCAACCCCAAACCUAUUCCCUGUCAAUGUUGGGCAUGUCUCUGUCCAUUUGCUAAUUCAAAUAUAUAUGUGCAUUAGCUGUGUUAGAACAUCCAUGGAGCCAGACCUUCCUCCUUGACUCUUACCUUUUUUUAAUCAACCACUUCAUUUCGAAGAAUUCUCAUUGGGGAAACAAGCUACUUGUGGUAAUUGUCCAAACAAAAUAUUUGACAAUUGCCAUAAAAUCAUAUCAACCCCACCAACUGGUGAAAUAAAAUGCUAAGGAAUGUUUAACAGAUUUGGCUUUUCAUAAUGCUAUGUCCUUUCCAUGACCUCCAGGAUACUUACAGCUGCUUAGCAACCACAAACACUCAUUUAAGAUUAUUCUUCUUUGUUUGAUGUGCUGAACAUCAGAAAUUCCUAAUUAGCCUACUUUUCUUGUCUCAGUUUUUUGUGUUACUUUCGAUCUUCAUGGUCCAUACUGUUUGUUCUCUACACAGUCUUUGCUCUGGGACCUAAUGAACAUAUUAGAAUUUAGCCUUAUUAUAGUAAAUAAUUAACCAUUUCAUUUCCAGUUGUAAAUGAGUAAUAAUAGUCCUGCUGGUCUCCCUUCACUAGUGGAUUCAAUUUUUUUUAAAAUGAAGCUUCUUAACAUGAAUGACAUUGAAACUUGUAUGUGAGGAAACUGAUGAAAGACAUCGGGGAUUAUAAUAGACCCUUUAGAAUAUAUUCUUGCCUAUUAUGUUGCUUGGUUGUAUUGGUGGCAUUUAAUUUCCUUCACAUAAUUUAUUACUUUUUCAGUGUCAGUUUGCUCAUUAGCUCGAACAAUGCCGUAUAAUGGGGAGGAUGCAGUUUGCAUAAGUCAUUUGAACCUUUUCAGACUUUUAGUGUAUUUCAUGAGCUGUUCAACCAUGUUAUGUAAUAACCAUAAUUUAACUUUACACUUUGAUUUCCUGACUUUUUUUUAGGCUGCAGAGUCUGUCAUGACAUUGCCUUUAAGAGAUAACAGGAGAGUGAUCAGAUUGUAUUUAUGAUAAUUGUUCACCUAUAUUAAAGACUGAAAGGAAUUAGCAAUAGAGGCCUUUUUAAAAAAAUAACACUAAAGGAAUAUGUAUAGCGUAUAUAUGGUGAAUUGUAUAAAUCAAAACAUUGUGAUCAUAUGAAGAGCAGUAUAAUGUCUGCCUGUUUGAUUGUCAUCUAAUGGAAAAUACUGACAUUUAGCAUUCACCAAGCGUUAUAUAGUUAUUUCUGAAACAUGCAAUGAUGUCCUUGUUGCUUUAUUCUGCUUAAAAAUAUCUUGUAUUCACUGCUUUGUAAAUAUUUAUAAUAAAUAAAACUUUUUA
This is a messenger RNA of Chiloscyllium plagiosum (whitespotted bambooshark), 6321 nucleotides long. Its product is annotated as UPF0461 protein C5orf24 homolog. The record is from RefSeq and is a predicted model, not a curated record. NCBI's taxonomy places the organism in Eukaryota, Metazoa, Chordata, Chondrichthyes, Orectolobiformes, Hemiscylliidae.